AUGGAGAAGUCUUCACCUGUUAUUCAUCCCUUAAUAGGCACAUCAGAGCUCACACUGAACACAGACCAUGUGAGUAUCAGGAAUAUAGAGAGAAGACGUGAAUGCAAACAAUGUGGUAAAGCUUUUAUAUACCACACUUCCAUGCAAAAUCAUGAAAUGACUCACACUGGAGAGAAACCCUAUGAAUGUAAGGAAUGUGGGAAAGCCUUCAUUUCUCUUACAAGCUUUCGAACACACUUAAUAACACACACUGGAAAUGGAGCUUAUAGCUGUAAGAUAUGUGGAAAGACCUUUGCUUAUCCCAGUUUAUGUCGUGUACAUGAAAGAACUCACACUGGAGAGAAACCCUAUGAAUGUACGCAAUGUGGUAAAGCUUUUCGUUCUUCCAGUUACUUUCAAGUACACAAAAGAAUUCAUACUGGAGAGAAACCCUAUGAAUGCAAACAAUGUGGUAAAGCUUUUAUAUACCACACUUCCAUGCAAAAUCAUGAAAUGACUCACACUGGAGAGAAACCCUAUGAAUGUACGCAAUGUGGUAAAGCUUUUCGUUCUUCCAGUUACUUUCAAGUACACAAAAGAAUUCAUACUGGAGAGAAACCCUAUGAAUGCAAACAAUGUGGUAAAGCUUUUAUAUACCACACUUCCAUGCAAAAUCAUGAAAUGACUCACACUGGAGAGAAACCCUAUGAAUGUAAGGAAUGUGGGAAAGCCUUCAUUUCUCUUACAAGCUUUCGAACACACUUAAUAACACACACUGGAAAUGGAGCUUAUAGCUGUAAGAUAUGUGGAAAGACCUUUGCUUAUCCCAGUUUAUGUCGUGUACAUGAAAGAACUCACACUGGAGAGAAACCCUAUAAAUCAACGGAUCGCAACCCUCAGUGUUGCUCCCGCACGUGGGUUGAUGGGGAAGGCAGAGAACAGAUCCUGCAGCCUGUGGAUGGGCCCUACUAA
Messenger RNA from Galeopterus variegatus (Sunda flying lemur), 951 nucleotides. Its product is annotated as putative zinc finger protein 833. NCBI's taxonomy places the organism in Eukaryota, Metazoa, Chordata, Mammalia, Dermoptera, Cynocephalidae. The transcript has 3 exons. Gene Ontology annotation, molecular function: DNA-binding transcription repressor activity, RNA polymerase II-specific. Bases 1 to 951 code for a protein of 316 amino acids. Gene Ontology annotation, biological process: negative regulation of transcription by RNA polymerase II. The record is from RefSeq and is a predicted model, not a curated record.